Messenger RNA from Jatropha curcas, 1839 nucleotides. Its product is annotated as MLO-like protein 9. Gene Ontology annotation, biological process: defense response. Lineage: Eukaryota; Viridiplantae; Streptophyta; Magnoliopsida; Malpighiales; Euphorbiaceae. Gene Ontology annotation, cellular component: membrane. The record is from RefSeq and is a predicted model, not a curated record.
CAGAUUUUAGCUAUAUAUCAAAUCCCAAAGCAACUCUUAUCUAUACAUAUCUUAUUUUCUAGAGCCACAAUAAAUGAUAAACAAGAGAGAAAUAAAAGAAUAAUUGAAGCAAAAUCAAAAUUAUUCAUGGCCACUCUUGAACACACCCCAACCUGGGCUAUUUCAUUUGUUUGUUUAUGCUUCAUUCUUGUCUCUUUUAUUUUUGAAGCUGCUCUUCACUAUCUAUCAGAAUUUCUAAGGAAAAGGAAAAGGAAAUCACUUGUAAGGGCCUUGGAAAAGAGUGAAACAGAGAUGAUGACAAUGGGUUUCAUAUCAUUGCUUCUCACAAUAACUGAAGUUCCUAUAUCAAAAAUCUGUGUAACAAAUUCUCUUGCAAACUCCUUUCAUCCAUGCAAGCAUCCCAUGGAGUCUCCACAAAUUUUAGACCUUUAUUCUGACAAUACAGGUGAAUCCUAUUGUCAGGCAAAGGGAAUGGUAUCACUUAUAUCAAGGGGAGGAGUCAUGCAGCUAAAAUUAUUUAUUUCUGUGUUAGCUGUGUUUCAUGUUUUCUACUGUAUAUUAACUAUGUCACUUGGGAUGGCUAAGAUGAGAAGAUGGAAAGCAUGGGAAGAAGAGACUCAAUCUUUUGAGUAUCAGAUUGCUAAUGAUCCAAGAAGGUUCAGGCUGACCCAUCAAACAUCUUUUGGGAGAAGACAUUUGAAAAUGUGGAGUGAUCAUCCUCUCUUGCUUUGGCUAGUAUGUUUUAUUCGUCAAUUCAGUGGUUCAGCUUCAAAAGCUGAUUACUUCACUCUUCGAAAUGGGUUCAUUCUGGCCAAUGUGGCUGAAAGAAGCACUUUCAACUUCCAGAAAUUCCUGACCAGAGCCUUUGAUGAUGAUUUUGAGAAAGUAGUUGGAAUCAGGUUAUGGAUAUGGAUGUUUUCCCUGCUUUUCAUAUUUUUCAGUGCACAAAGGUUUUACAACUACUACUGGCUGCCAUUCAUUCCUCUUGUGCUUGUUUUAGCAGUAGGGACAAAGCUGGAAACAAUCAUAACAAAUAUGUGUAUGGAGAGUUGCAAGAACAAUUCAGUAAUUAGAGGCACUUUUCUAGUGAAGCCUAGCGAUGAAUAUUUCUGGUUUCAUAGGCCUAAAUUGCUUCUGUAUCUCCUCCAGCUUAUCCUUAUCCAGAAUUCUUUUCAGCUAGCUUUCUUCACUUGGGCAUGGUACGAGUAUGGCUUCAGAUCUUGCUACAAUCAAGAAAUUGAAGAUGUAGUCAUUAGAAUUACAACGGGCAUGGGAGUUCAGUUUCUUUGUGGCUAUGUGACUCUGCCAAUCUAUGCACUUGUCACUCAGAUGGGUUCUGGAACGAAAAAGGCAGUGUUGACAGAACGUGUAACAAAAGGGCUAAAGAAUUGGCACUGGAAAGCAAAGCACCGUCUUUCUUGGGUAAGACAUGGAAAUGAAACUACUGCGUUGGAAGUUAUGAGCCCUCAUAGCCAUGGGACUAAACAAGAAGAAACAGAGCAUCAUAACUAUACUGGAAACAGAACAAGCACUUCAAUGCAAGAAAUAACUACAGAAGAAACUAGUCCCACAACGAGAAGUCCUGAUGAUGAUGAUGAGAUUUCAUUUGCUAGCAGUUGGAAGAACAUGGAUAGUUGUAGGGCUAGUGAAGAGAUUAGUUCAAAGAAGAAGAAGAAAAUGGUUACUCCAUUAUAUUAGCUGAUGAUGUUCAUCCUUCGGUUUGGCCAGAUAUUGGCAUAUAUAACCCAGUUUAUAAUUCUAAUUGAAAAUUUUAAUUUUUGUAUCAACAGAUUCUUGCACUCUUGAAAUUGGAACAUAACUAUUUGGUCGUUUUGCAUU